Corythoichthys intestinalis (scribbled pipefish) is the source of this 3387-nucleotide messenger RNA. It is a transcript of the gene zfp91, whose product is annotated as ZFP91 zinc finger protein, atypical E3 ubiquitin ligase. The transcript is spliced from 11 exons. The record is from RefSeq and is a predicted model, not a curated record. Gene Ontology annotation, biological process: regulation of transcription by RNA polymerase II. Bases 466 to 2667 code for a protein of 733 amino acids. Gene Ontology annotation, cellular component: nucleus. Lineage: Eukaryota; Metazoa; Chordata; Actinopteri; Syngnathiformes; Syngnathidae. Gene Ontology annotation, molecular function: DNA-binding transcription factor activity, RNA polymerase II-specific; RNA polymerase II transcription regulatory region sequence-specific DNA binding.
UCAUCCGUGCAAUCGAACUGUGAACUCAUGCUGAAUAUGGGCAAUGCAAUCCAGGUGAUUUGUAAAGCUGCUAUAGCUCGGUGGCUACCCUGAGCGUUCCUCCUCGGUUCAUGUUCUCGCUUAAAGGAGACGCAACAAAGCGCAUAAAAUGGUUGCGCUCCUGGGCCGCUGGAAUAAGUAGGUUUACUAUAGCUUUAAGAAGGCGAAGACGGCGACUGCUUCUUUAAGGUUAUAUCGGGUUAUUUGUGAAUAGAUAAUUAAGAAAAGUUUUCAUUUUGUAAUCAAUAAAUCGAUGUGUUUAAUUUGCGACGAACCUGGCGCAUUCACAGAAAAUGUCCUACAGUCGGAUAAAGGCCUCUCGGCAUCCAAAUGUCUGUAUACUUGAUGUGCGCUAUUCCUCGUUUUGCAAGUAAUCCAGCGGGGCUUUCUGUAGAAUUAAAGACGGGCUGAAGUGUGUUCUCGGUGAUGGAACCGACCAGCGACCGAAAUGAGCACGCACAUAAAGGCAAAGAGCUGGAGGAGCACAAGGCCGCAGAACAGACCCCGGACUCUGGUGCAACCGUCACCCCGCGGAGAGGGCUCAGGGAGCGGGGAGGCACUCGCACAAGAGGCGGCGAUUCUGCUUCACAAGCGACUGUCAAUGGAGCUAUUCGGGGCUCUGGGAGGGUUUUACGGGACCGUUCGACUAGGGCUGUGCCGGCCUGGCUAAAGGAAAGCAAAAGUGAAGACGACGAAGAGCAACACAGCGUUGACGCAGGGGCCAGCAAGCGGAAGAAAGUUUCCAACUCCCGACGGAGGAAAAACGGGGACUCCUCUGGGUCGGUGGAAGCUGGUGAUGGCGUCGCAGGUGACGACUCGAAAGGCGUUGAUUCUGUGGAGGAACCCAAGAAGCCCACAACUAAUAUUGAAGCUGCUUCAGGGGAGGCGAGCGUUAAGGAAAAUGUUGACAUUAAAAAUGGAGAAGAGGAGAGUGAAGAUCUUAGUAGUCUUGAAAAGGAGGACCCUCAAUUUCAGGGUGACACACAUGACUUGAACACAACCUCAGCUUCACUUGAGGGUGAAACAGAUGAGGAAGAGGUUAUCAGCAGUGAUGAAGAUGUUCCCUUCACAGACGAUUUAAAUGAUCAGAGCUACGACCCCAGAGUGGAAAGAUCUGUGGAUGGUACAAAGCCAAAGCGCCGGGUUCCUCUGAGACAAAAGGACAAGAAAGAAAGAGAAAAAGCACCCAAGACAGAGGAAGUUGAAGAGAUAAAAAUGGAGGGCUCGGAUGACUUGAGUAAUGCUGAAUUUGAAGUGAAGCGAGAAGACGACUUAGCAGAGGAACCUGACGGGCCAAGGAAGAGGGGUCGACGGAAAAAAGACGACAAAACACCACGACUGCCAAAAAGAAGAAAGAAGCCCCCAGUGCAGUAUGUCCGAUGUGAAAUGGAAGGAUGUGGCACUGUCCUUGCUCACCCCCGCUACCUGCAGCACCAUAUCAAAUAUCAGCACUUGCUCAAAAAGAAAUACGUGUGCCCUCAUCCUACUUGUGGAAGACUUUUCCGACUUCAGAAGCAGCUACUUCGUCAUGCCAAACACCAUACAGACCAGAGAGAUUACAUCUGUGAGUUCUGUGCUCGUGCCUUCAAGAGCUCCCACAAUCUGGCUGUACACCGCAUGAUCCACACAGGAGAGAAACCCCUCCAGUGUGAGAUCUGUGGCUUCACCUGUCGCCAGAAGGCAUCCCUCAACUGGCACAUGAAGAAGCACGAUGCCGAUGCCAGCUACCAGUUUUCUUGCUCCAUUUGUGGCAAGAAGUUUGAGAAGAAAGACUGCGUGGUGGCUCAUAAAGCCAAGAGUCACCCAGAGGUGCUCAUAGCAGAGGCGCUAGCAGCCAACGCUGGCACUCUCAUCUCGACCCCCGCAGCUGUGCUGGAUGUUCCGGCCAACCCUGUGCAAGGAGAGGUUGAAGGUGGCGCGCAUGGGGGGCUGAACCAGGAAGGACAUGUGGGGUCACAAGUGGCUCAGGUCUCCCAGAUAGCAAAUGUGAACCCACAAGUCAGUCACCAGGCAGUUCUAUUGGGCCAAGAGCCUUCACUCCACACCAUGCAGGUGCCAGUGACACUUUCACUUUCCCCCAUCGACCCCCCUUCGCCUCCCGACACCCACCAGCAGCAGACUCAACUACAGCUCCAGAUGCCCGUCCAGUUUGUUCAACAACCCCCGCAACUCACCCUGAAUUCCCCGGCGGUGGUGGCCCAACAGCAACCCCAGCUCCAGCCUCUUCAGCCCUAUUCCUCCCAGCAACAGAACCAAGGACAAGUCCUCCAAAUGGCCUUCCAGCCAGUUAGUCCAUCUGAGACUCCCAUACAGCAGAUCUCAAUCCUUGCCACCUCUCAGCAGUUUACCAUUUUGCAGACAAUCCCUUCUAGCCCCCCGCUCCUUUCUCCAUCUCAGCCUCAGGAGGCGUCCAACAGUAAAACCUAUAUCCCGGACAAUCCUGCACUGGCUCCUGCAUCCACACCAGCUAACUCUUUCAAUCCUGCACUGGCUCCUCCAUCCACACCAGCUAACUCUUUCCAUUCAACAGAAGGGGCAGGGGCGAACGGUGUGGCCUGGGAGCAAAUGGACCAAGGGGCCGUCCUGUCUGACAACGUCGCGGAAGACGUGCAGCGGGUUGUCAUUUGAAACUAUGAGGGUGCGCACUAACGGAAAGAACCACAUGAUGUCACAACAAUACUGUAAAGCAAAGUUAAGAGGUUUUAUGUAGGUUCACUCAUAUUUUUUAGCAUUUUUUUUUUUUUUUUUUUUUUUAUAGAAUAGGUAGGUUAUCAGGGAACUAAAAGUGCGUGCGUACCUUUGUACAUAGUUGUCCUGUGAACAUCACUAGCUUUUUAUGUGUGUGCUGAUAUAUCAUUGUAAAGCUAUUAAUAAUAAGCUCUAUGAAGGCAUACUUGUAAGUAAUCGACAGCACAACAUUUGAUGUCCAGUGUCUCAUUUUUUAAAUUUAGUUACAAAACACUGUAGAAAUCUAGUAACCAAACAGAUAAUAAGUGUUACUUAAGCCAUGUAUUUAUUUAUUAAGUCCACACCAUAUGUAAUAACCAAUGAGAGGGCUGCCACUAACAUGUAUUUGUGAUUGAGUACUUUUUCGGUUUAUUAAACCAUUAAUUGUUAAAGAUAAGUGUACUAGUAUGUAUUCAUAUAACAUGAAAAUUGACUGUUCUUGUACAUAAGUCAAAGAAUUUGUCAUUAUAUGUUCAUAGAUUUUAACAGAAGAAAUAACCUGUACAGAUAAUAUUUUACAGUAUGGUAUGAACUAUGAGAAGAAAAUGAGGUUUAGGAUCCUGUUGGAGCACAUUUGCCAACUUUUCAUUUAUAGUUUGUAAAUAAAUGUCUUAACAACUA